Messenger RNA from Menidia menidia (Atlantic silverside), 3438 nucleotides. The record is from the annotation of a GenBank genome assembly. Lineage: Eukaryota; Metazoa; Chordata; Actinopteri; Atheriniformes; Atherinopsidae.
AUGCCGCGGAGAAAGCAGCAAGCGCCGCGGCGCGCCGUAGCAUAUGUCCCUGAGGAUGAGAAGGAAGCAGCCCUCUUGGAUGAGGACCUGGAUGAGGAAGACUCAGCCCAGGAAGGGGACGAGCCUGCUGCCAAACUCAUAUGUCAGGACAAGGAUUUCCUUCUUAAGGACAGACCUGGAUCCACUGGCAUUCGUGACUCCCCCAAUGCUGACUUUUCUGGUCAGGAGCUGGACAGUGAGUCUCACUUAAGUGAAUCCAGUGACAGACUGUCAGAUUUUGAGAGCUCUUCACUUAAAAAUGAGGAUGAUGUCCUACUUUCUAAAGACCCCAAUGCACUGUCCAUAUCCUCUUCCUCUGCCAUAAUGGCAGCAGCCAAUGUUGCUGCCUCAAACCACCACAACAGGAUGAGUAUGGUUCAACAUCCUACAGUGGCUGUAUCCACCGCUUCUACAGAGCACAACCUUUUUAGCACUGUCCAGCUUUACCGGCAGAGCUCCAAGCUCUAUGGCUCCAUAUUCACAGGAGCCAGUAAGUUUCGUUGUAAAGACUGCAGUGCUGCUUAUGACACUUUGGUAGAGCUCACAGUGCAUAUGAAUGAGACAGGCCAUUACCGUGAUGAUAACCUUGAAACAGAUGGUGAGGGUGCUAAACGCUGGUCAAAACCAAGAAAACGUUCUUUACUUGAGAUGGAGGGGAAAGAGGAUGCACAAAAAGUUCUUAAGUGUAUGUACUGUGGGCACUCCUUUGAAUCCCUUCAGGACCUAAGUGUCCAUAUGAUCAAGACAAAACAUUACCAAAAAGUGCCUCUGAAAGAACCUGUUACACCAGUGGCAGCUAAGAUUAUCUCCUCAGCUCGGAAAAGAGCCCCCAUUGAUCUUGACUUACCAAGCUCACCUGACUCUACUGGAGGUACAACACCAAAGCCGCCUUCCCUCAAUGACACUAAUGACCUACUUCAAAAGGUUACCAACCCCUACAUCACGCCUAACAACCGCUAUGGACACCAAAACGGUGCAAGUUACGCCUGGCAGUUUGAAUCCAGGAAGUCACAGAUACUGAAAUGCAUGGAGUGUGGAAGCUCUCAUGACACACUGCAAGAGCUAACUGCUCACAUGAUGGUAACAGGACACUUUAUUAAAGUAACAAACUCUGCCAUUAAGAAAGGGAAACCAAUUAUGGAGUCAUCCACCCAUGCCCCAAUGUCCAAUUUAGCAGCUGAAGAGAAGGUUCAGUCUGUUCCCCUGGCCGCUACAACUUUCUCCCCUCCUCCUGCUCCAGUGCCUCCACCAACCAGUAUCUCACCAACUGCAAUGGUUGUGGAAAUAAAAAAAGAGGAAAAAGAAGAAGAAUGCACUAAAGAGACCAUCAUCAGCAAUGCCAACAAUCUCAUCAAAGAUAAGAAAACAGGAGGGGAGGAUGACACUGAGGAAAAGUUUGAUAUUUCUUCAAAGUACACGUAUCUGACUGAGGAGGAUCUGGAUGAAAAUCCAAAGGGGGGUCUUGAUAUCCUCAAGUCCUUGGAAAAUACAGUGACUUCAGCCAUCAACAAAGCUCAGAAUGGAGCUCCAAGUUGGGGUGGCUAUCCUAGUAUCCAUGCUGCCUACCAGCUGCCAAACAUAAUGAAGCUCUCUAUCGGUAAUUCUGGGAAGAGCUCUCCCCUUAAAUAUAUGUUCUCUGGAGGUGAAAUGAUCUCCCCAACAAGUAAGAGCCACCCACUUAUAUCACCUCCAAGCCGCCAAACCUCCCCACUGCCUAAAAACAACUUUCAUGCUAUGGAAGAACUAGUCAAAAAGGUAACAGAGAAAGUCACCAAAGUUGAGGAGAAAAUGACAGAGCCCAGUAGUGAGAGACUCUUGAGAGAGUCUCCUUUGAGACAAGCCACACCUUCACCAUGCAACAGUGAGGCUGAGGACUCAGCCAGAGGAGAAACACCUGAACAAAAUACAAUUAGAGAAAAUAGAGAGAGCAAAACCCCUGAGCAUACCAGUGAAACGGAAAAAGCAGGCAGAGAAGGAAUCGGAAUCACGCACAGAGAUUCAAAUAGUAAUGUCUCCAUGAUGGAUUCAGCAGAGAAUGGAGUGGAGACAGCCAGUGGAACAUCACCACUGCCGGCCUCUCUGUGUGGCAGUACAGCUAUCAUCACAGACCAUCCACCUCCAGAACAGCCUUUUGUCAACCCUCUGAGUGCACUGCAGUCAGUAAUGAACGUUCACCUUGGAAAGGCUGCUAAACCUGCCCUGCCCUCUCUUGACCCCAUGAGCAUGCUGUUUAAAAUGAGCAACAGCCUGGCAGAAAAAGCAGCAGUGGCGUCUUCCACCCCACCAGCACACACCAAAAAGACCAGUAAUGAGCCUUUGGACCGUUAUUUCUACCAGCAACAUCAAAGCAAUGACCAGCCUAUAGAUCUCACCAAAGGUAAAAAUGCUGCCAAAACUACUAAUGGUGGUUCUUUAGGUUCAACGGCUAUUUCUUCCAUUACCUCCACACCGUCCAUUUCCCCUUCCUCUGCUGUUACUAUGACAAAAGCCUCAGCUGCAGUCGCUUCAUUUAUGUCCACAUCCCCAUUGAGAGAAAAUGCCCUUUCAGAUAUCUCUGACAUGUUGAGGAACUUGACAGAAAGUCAGACUGUGUCAAAGUCCUCCACACCUACCAGCCAGUCAGAGCGUUCAGAUAUUGAAGGCGCCACACAAGAGGAAACAGAAGAAGUUUCACCAGCCCAAAAACGUAAAGGUCGUCAGUCCAACUGGAACCCGCAACACCUACUCAUUCUACAAGCCCAGUUUGCGUCCAGUUUGAGACAAACAAAUGACGGAAAAUAUAUGAUGUCAGAUUUAAGCCCACAGGAGAGGAUGCACAUCUCCCGUUUUACUGGUCUCUCCAUGACAACGAUAUCCCACUGGUUGGCUAAUGUCAAGUACCAGUUGAGACGAACAGGUGGGACCAAAUUCUUGAAAAACUUGGAUUCAGGUCACCCAGUGUUCUUCUGCAGUGACUGCGCCUCUCAGAUUCGCUCGCCAUCCACGUACGUCAGCCAUUUGGAAUCCCACUUAGGGUUUCGUCUUCGAGACCUGGCUAAGCUUUCUGGAGAGCAGCUACUCAGCCAGAUAUCACAACAUCAUCACCAACGUCAAACCAAAGGACUGUCUGAAAAACUGUUCUCUAAUCUUCACCCUUCCAGCCACCCUUUACCCUCUUCACUACCAAAAUCUCUAUCCUCCACCUCACCAAUCUCCCUGUCCUCUUCAUUAACAACAUCUUUGCCGUUGACUGAAUCCCCUAACUCUCCUGAUGACGACGACAAUGGGGCUGUCUACCAGUGUAAGCUGUGCAAUCGGACUUUUGCAAGUAAGCAUGCAGUUAAGCUUCACCUGAGCAAAACUCAUGGGAAAUCACCUGAAGAUCAUCUCAUGUAUGUAUGUGAGCUGGAAAAACAGUAG